AUGAAAGCGGUAAUCUUCUUUUUGACUCUCACCCGCCGCAUGGUUUUUCAUGAUAAAGCAUUUCAUACAGGAAGAGCACUGGCGUUAGACAUGGGAGUUGCUCAACGAAAGCUGGAAAGAAGAUCUGUCACUGUGCAGGAGGAAGGUGAGGAUCGUGUACAGCGAAGUCAGGUUGAAGAACCUCCUGAGUACACUGUGACUGGCCCAUCGUGUAGCCCACCCAAUAUACGACUAUGCUCUGCUUCUCAAAGGAGUAAAAGCCCAUAG
Messenger RNA from Strongylus vulgaris, 267 nucleotides. NCBI's taxonomy places the organism in Eukaryota, Metazoa, Nematoda, Chromadorea, Rhabditida, Strongylidae. The record is from the annotation of a GenBank genome assembly.